AUGGCAGCCAAGAUCGAUAACAUGAACACCAGUGCUGCGGAGCAGAAGUUCUUCACCACUCUGUUCAAAUAUCUUCCCAAGACUCUUGACAUGGAUUGGGACGAUUUCGCCAAGGAGAUGGGAUUCAAGGACGUCACUAUUGCCAAGACCCGUUUUGGACAGAUUCGUCGCAAGUACGCUGUUGGCAAACAUGCGGGCGGCGCCACCCCAUCUCCUCUGAAGGCCAAUCCCCACAAGGUCAAGAAGCCCAAGGCUGCUCGAAAGGGUCGCGCCAAGAAGCAAGGCGCGGGCCUCGACUGGAGUGAUGACGACGAGAAGAAGUCCAUUUUCAAGGGCGCCCUGGAUGGAGAGAAGAAGGUCAUCAAGGGAGGCCGCGAUGAUGAUCAGAAUGGCUUCGUUAAGAAGGAGACUGUUUCUGGUGACGAGAAAUAG
Annulohypoxylon maeteangense is the source of this 432-nucleotide messenger RNA. RefSeq lists its product as uncharacterized. The record is from RefSeq and is a predicted model, not a curated record. The transcript has 2 exons. The coding region runs from base 1 to 432 and encodes 143 amino acids. Lineage: Eukaryota; Fungi; Ascomycota; Sordariomycetes; Xylariales; Hypoxylaceae.